Molecule: messenger RNA, 1236 nt
Organism: Colletotrichum abscissum
Lineage: Eukaryota; Fungi; Ascomycota; Sordariomycetes; Glomerellales; Glomerellaceae
Product: subtilase
Exons: 3
Coding region: 1-1236 (411 amino acids)
Biological process (GO): proteolysis
Molecular function (GO): serine-type endopeptidase activity
Source: RefSeq, a predicted model, not a curated record
AUGGCCUCCCUUCGCCGCCUCGCUCUCGCCGUCGGAGCUCUGCUCCCGGCAGUUCUCGCCGCCCCCGCUGCCGUCAACAGACGCGCUGAGCCCGCGGCCGCCCCUGGCAAGUACAUCGUCACCCUCAAGGAGGGUGCCGCUGCCAGCGUCGAGUCCCACUUGAACUGGGUCGCCGACGUCCACAGACGCUCCCUGAGCAAGCGUGACACCGUCGGUGUUGAGAACACUUUCAACAUCAGCAACUGGAACGCCUACUCUGGCGAGUUUGAUGAGGCUACCAUUGAGGAGAUCAAGGCCAGCGCCGACGUUGCCGUCGUCGAGCCUGACUACUACAUGUACCUCUCUGACUUCGAGGUUGAGGAGCGUGCCCUCACCACCCAGUCUGGUGCCCCCUGGGGUCUGGGAUCCAUCUCCCACAAGACCUCCGGCUCUACCUCGUACAUCUACGACACCUCUGCCGGUGCCAACACCUACGCCUACGUCGUUGACUCUGGUGUCAUCUCCACCCACACCCAGUUCGGUGGCCGUGUCACCCUCGGCUUCAACGCCUUCACCGGCACCCACACUGACACCCUCGGCCACGGCACUCACGUCGCCGGUACCAUUGGUGGCUCUACCUACGGUGUUGCCAAGUCGACCAACAUCAUCUCCGUCAAGGUCUUCCAGGGCGCUCAGGGCACCACCUCCUCCAUUCUGUCCGGCUUCAACUGGGCCGUCAACGACAUCACCUCCAAGUCCCGCGCCGCCCGCUCCGUGAUCAACCUGUCCCUCGGUGGCCCCGCCUCUACCACCUGGACCUCCGCCAUCCAGGCCGCCUACACCCAGGGCGUCCUCUCCGUCGUUGCUGCCGGCAACGGAGACGAAAACGGCAACCCCCUCCCUGUCUCCAGCCAGUCUCCCGCCAACGCCCCCAACGCCCUGACCGUUGCCGCCAUUGACUCCAGCUGGCGCCCGGCCUCCUUCACCAACUACGGUGCUGGCGUCGAUAUCUUCGCCCCUGGUGUUUCUAUCCUCUCUGCCUGGAUCGGCGGCAACUCUGCCACCAACACCAUCAGCGGUACCUCCAUGGCCUGCCCCCACGUUGCCGGUCUUGCCGUCUACCUUCAGGCUCUUGAGGGUCUCUCUACCCCUGCUGCCGUCACCAGCCGCAUCAAGGCCCUCGGCACCUCCGGCCGCGUCACCGGCACCCUGUCCGGUAGCCCCAACCUCGUUGCCUACAACGGCAACGGCGCGUAA